AUGGCCGAGGAGACCCGGGUCAUCUACCACCUGGAGGACCAGGAAACCCCCUACCUGAUCCGGAUCGGCGUGCCCGCGCAGCGCGUCACCCUGGCCGACUUCAAGAACGUGCUCAACAAAACGCACGUGAGGUUUUUCUUCAAGUCCGUGGACGAAGACUGCGGGGUGGUGAAAGAGGAGAUCAGUGAUGAUAACACAACGCUGCCGAGUGUGAACGGACGAGUGGUUUGUUGGGUGGUGUCAUGUGAUUCCUGUCAGUCAGACUUCAAAGGGUCAGAUCUCCUGUCUUUGGCCACACCCACUAGCAUAGCCCCGCCCCCGACGGUGCGAACCGGUGGGAUCGGCGAAUCCAGACCGCCGUCGUUCCACGCUGCUGUCAGUCCAGAGGUUCAGACUGCAGGUCUGCACAGAGAGCGGGGCGAACAAGACCGGCGUCUGAAUGGACACGUCCACCACCCGGCGGCCGGCGAGGGGGCGGAGCCUCCGGGCGUCAGUGACAGCUCGUCGGCUCGGCAGAGCAGCCAGUUGGAAAUCAGCAGCCUGUGCUCGUCUGAGGAAGACUCCGGAGGAAGCAGGUUAAGCCAGUCGACAGAGCAGAGCGGCUCCUCGCCAAGACUCAUCAGGCGACAGCGCCGUCGCCACCGGAAACCAAAAACACAACAGAUGGAGAAGUCUGUCUCUUUCAGCAGCGUCACCGACUCUACCAUGUCUCUCAACAUUGUCACUGUGAGCCUCAACAUGGAAAGAUUCGAUUUCCUGGGCAUCAGUAUCGUCGGUCAGAGCAACGAGCGAGGAGAUGGAGGCGUCUACGUCGGCUCCAUCAUGAAGGGCGGAGCGGUGGCAGCAGACGGGCGCAUCGAGCCCGGAGACAUGCUGCUGCAGGUCAACGACGUUAACUUUGAAAAUAUGAGCAACGAUGAUGCGGUUCAGGUUCUACGAGAGAUCGUCCACAAACCAAGUCCAGUGACGUUAACAGUCGCGAAGUGUUGGGACCCAAACCCGCAGGGCUGCUUCAGACUACCAAGGAGUGAGCCGGUCCGUCCCAUCGACCCCGCUGCCUGGGUGUCCCACACGGCCGCCAUGACAGGAAGACUCCUCCCACACUACGGGGUGCACGGGGAAAACCAGCUCACUAUCCACAGUGACAUGAUGCUGGUUGUCAAGGCGAUGAGCAACCCAGAGUCAGGUGUGGAAGUUCGAGACCGGAUGUGGUUGAAGAUCACCAUCCCAAAUGCUUUCAUAGGCUCCGACGUGGUGGACUGGCUCCACCGAAACGUGGAGGGCUUCAGCGACCGCCGAGAAGCGCGCAAGUAUGCCGGCAACUUGCUGAAGGACGGACUGAUCAGACACACCAUCAACAAGGUCACCUUCUCCGAGCAGUGCUACUACGUGUUUGGACACCUGUGUGCAGAUCAUGAUGGAGUCUUCAGCCCAGGAUCGGACUGUGAUCCCCCGGCCUUCCCAGACCCGGGCCCCUACAGCUCCUCCUGGAGGGGCGGAGGUGGAGCUGCAAGGAGCCCACACAGCGACGAGAGCUGCAGCAGUGGCUCAAACUGUCAUGAUCAGCAGAAGGAAGGAGCAGCAGCUGGGGGGUCAAGUGGAGGAGUACCAGGGGUCAUCCAUCAGGAUGUCGGUGCUUCAGCUGACCUCCACCAGGGGGCAGCAGAGUCUCUGCCUUCCUCUCUCUCUGGUGUCCAUGGUAACAGUGACCAGACUCGCCACGGCCCCUGUGUGUGGCCAUCGGAAACCCCGGUGAUGUCUUUGUAGAUGUGAUGAUGUCACACCUAGGUUGAUGAUGUCACACCUGAGAGUGAUGAUGUCACCCCUGGGAGUGAUGAUGUCACCACACCUUGGGGCACAGAGACUGCAGGACCGCCUCCCCCUGCUGAAACACGGGUCCAGCGUUGUGUAGCAUUUACCGUUGAUCACAUGUGAAAGUGAACACGUUCACAGCCGUAUUUAUUUCUGUUCCUGUCUGUAUGUCUGUUUCUGUGCUGGCU
Molecule: messenger RNA, 2000 nt
Organism: Salarias fasciatus (jewelled blenny)
Lineage: Eukaryota; Metazoa; Chordata; Actinopteri; Blenniiformes; Blenniidae
Gene: dvl3b
Product: dishevelled segment polarity protein 3b
Exons: 15
Coding region: 1-1767 (588 amino acids)
Biological process (GO): canonical Wnt signaling pathway; intracellular signal transduction
Cellular component (GO): cytosol
Molecular function (GO): frizzled binding
Source: RefSeq, a predicted model, not a curated record